Messenger RNA from Triticum urartu, 2856 nucleotides. RefSeq lists its product as uncharacterized. The record is from RefSeq and is a predicted model, not a curated record. Gene Ontology annotation, cellular component: cytoplasm. Gene Ontology annotation, molecular function: mRNA binding. Lineage: Eukaryota; Viridiplantae; Streptophyta; Magnoliopsida; Poales; Poaceae. Gene Ontology annotation, biological process: post-transcriptional regulation of gene expression.
UCCCUAUAUUAUGCUUGAAAUUUUUUCAUUGCAAUUUGCUCGAUUUACUAGAUUAAUCGGUCGAUUGAGGUGGAAGUUACACUGCACUAGUGCUCUCCACUACUUCCGAUCAACUUUUUUCUUCAGUUUUUAAGAUUGCAGGACAAAUUGGUUUAGCAUAUUUAAAACUGAUGUUGUGUGAUUGGUUGAUUGUACUGCUCAAGUUACCUACAUUGUUUCUUGAUUUUAAUUUGGCAACCCUACAUUUGUGCUAUAUUACACGACAUGACAAUUCUUUGCCCAAAAAACCCAAAUAUUUUUCAGUUUUUGUUAUUGUCUUGAAAGUUGAAAUACUGAUUGUUGUAGAUAAAAUUUGCAUUGAGAAAAGUUUACUAUCGUCGACUCUACUCUCAGUGUGAUCCACUGAGCAGUGAGAAUUGACCAGUAUCAUAUAUCUAACAUAUGGAUGGAAUUUACCCUUGAAACUACAAUAUGAUCAUGAGUUAGUAACUUCUCGUUGUCAUUGUUGUUUUACCUAUUGUAAAUAUUUGCACCAUGAGUGCUCCCUGUAAUGGAAAUAAUAAAUUGUUGUUUCCUUUUCAGCAUGAUCCAAAGAGCGAAGAAGAGUCGACUCUACACAAUCAGAAGUUGCCCCAAAUUGGCGACACAUACAUAGAUCCAUUUCAGCAUGUGAACUCUUCUGCCUCUACAAAGAGUGUGGUCAAGGAUUAUACCAUGCUACACUCCCAAAAUCCACUACAGAAUAUGGAUGUCAUUGAAGAUUUACGUGCACAAUCGUCAUCAUCUUCUUCAAGGAUUGUGCCUAGUAAUUUUGCUAAUAUGAUGGCGAUUCAGGAGGCAUGCCUUCGUGCGUUGAUUGACCCAGAUCAGGAAUUAUCCUGCAGACUAUGGCGGCAGUCCCCUAAGGCUUUGAAGAAUCACUACGCUCUCGAUGUUGAGAUGGCAUGUUCUAGGGGGCAUGUGCCAAAUAUAAAUGCUCCUAGGAAUUCCCAGUUCAAUUCACUUGUUCAGCUGAUCAAGAAUCCAGUAAACCAGUCUAUGCGGCUAAUCAAUGUCAAGGGCCACGUGCCUGCUCUCAGUGCUGACCCAAUUGGGAGCUGCUUUAUACAGCAGAAACUUGACGAAGCAACUACUGGAGAGAUAGUUAUGCUAUAUAAAGAAAUCACGCCUCACAUCCUUACACUGGCCGCUAAUGCCUUUCCCACUUAUGUUAUCCAAAAGCUUCUUGAGCAUGGACCAACAAUCUACUUCAGGAUACUAAUUGCUAAUCUAAUGGGGCAUGUGUUAGACCUAAGCCUUCAUCUCUAUGGUUGUCGGGUGAUCCAGAAGGCUUUUGAAAUAAGCGACAUUGAUCAACAAAUAGAGAUGGCCACGGAGCUUGAUAGCAACCUAUUCAAAUGUAUCUACGAUCAACAUGCAAACCAUGCCGUUCAGAAAUGCAUGGAGUGUGUGCAGCCACAAUAUAUCCAAUUCAUCUACAGACGGUUAUGUGGCAAGGCCAAGAUGUUAUCCACCCAUCCUUAUGGAUGCCAUGUGGUUCAGAAAAUGCUGGAGUUGUGCAAGGAUCCUCAAAUUAUGGACAGGUUUAUCACGGAGAUUCUCGAUUGUGUAAGGGAGCUUUCUAUAGACCCAUAUGGAAACUACGUUGUGCAGUACAUUGUGCAGCAUGGAGGGCCUCGUCAUCGACAAAUUAUUAUGUUGAAAUUUACUAGAAGUAUAGUACAGAUGAGCCACCAGAAGCACUCUUCCAAAGUCAUUGAGAAGUGCCUAAUCUAUGGCAGCUACCACGAUUGCAAGCUUCUCAUAGAUGAGAUCCUUUCUGCAGGCGGUGGUCAAACUGCAGAUCAUCUCGUGGGCAUGAUAAUCCACCAGUAUGCAAACUGUGUGGUGCGACAGAUGAUUGACGUGGUGAACGAUUGUCAGUUCAAAGUGAUCGUGGAUGUGCUGAGGCGCAACAGGGACACUUUGGUCAUGUACGCCCAUGGGAGGCAGGUCAUCGCGCAGGUCAAGCGGCUCCUCAAUAGCAUGGCACCGUCCCCCGACUCAUUUGGGAAAACAUCGUCGUCGUCCCAGUUCCUCUAGUGUGUUUUUAAUUGCUUUUACAAUGGUUUGCUUUCUAUGUCUCUCUUGUUCUUCCUGGAGCAUUAGUGAUCGGCAGAAAUUGAAUUAAGGUGAACUCAGUUGCUUUCGUUUUCCCCAUUAGGUGAACUAAAUUGUUUCUGUAGAGGAGAACCGAACUAUAACCUCUUCUGGUCUAAGGAUUUGUUAGGCACCCAGCCUACCAUUAUCUAUGAAUUGAACUAUUUGUUUUCCAUACCAUUUUGUGAGGGCUUCAUCAGUUUGGUUUAGGACUUCAAAUAUCUUGCUGGUUGGUUUUACCAGGCAUGCAUGUUCCAGGUCGACCAGGCAGUAAAACAUAUACUCUAUGUAGCUAGACGGCUCAUUCAGGCUUUGAAUUCAGAAACAUACACACAGUAUAUCACUUGAUGCAUCAUUUAGGUUUAUUGUUUUGUGGGUGAUUCAUCAUUUAGGUUGUGGUGGGCGGAAUGUGAUUUAACGUACCGGUUGGGCUUCGGAGCGUCGUCGAAGGCGUGGUUGUAGGCACUGUGGCAGAUGGCAACUGCACUGUCAGUUUCUAGGAUGAAUGGUGCGCGUCUCCACUUAAUGGCAAGGGCAGCUCCUUCCAUGCACGUUACAAUACUUUGAUCAGUUCAUUUGCUUGACUUAAGCAGUCCUACACUCCUACUGCCCUAGGUUAGUAUGUAUUCCCACAAGAAAAAGGAGACAAAAUAAAACUUGAUUUGCAUUGAUCUAACAGACGACUCCAUACAUAUGUACCUUGCAGAUCUAAACACC